Molecule: messenger RNA, 1882 nt
Organism: Corylus avellana
Lineage: Eukaryota; Viridiplantae; Streptophyta; Magnoliopsida; Fagales; Betulaceae
Source: RefSeq, a predicted model, not a curated record
UUUAUAUCUUCUAAUCCACUCUUUCUUUCUCUCAACUCACAACAAUCAGCUGAGGAUGAUGACUGACGAGUGAAUGGCGUAGUUGAGUUGGGGCUCGCGCUCAGCAACCAAGUCUUCACUCCUGCCAGCCGUCCUGACCCGCUUCUCUCCGAGUGGUGGUCCUACCAACGGCUUGAGCUCAUCGACGACGAGGCGCCGGGGCUUUCACUCAGCAACUACCGUGGGCUCAAAUCGGCCAGAUCUCCCUCCUACGCUCCGCCAACAUCAGCACCGAGAAUCUAGUGCACGUCGCCGUCCGCCACAACCUCUACCGCUACGUCAGGCACACACAAUGAGAUUCGCUAUUUUACAGCCUCCUCCCAAUCAUGUUCCAACCAUGUUUCCAGGGCCAUUUUUUGGUUAUGUGGUGGGAUACACACAAUGCCACUCAAGCACAGUGCAGUUGAAUCAUUCUGUAGCUGUGUUGAAGAACAUGUCUUCCUCAUUUUCCUUUGUUAGUUCCUUUCCAAGAGUUCAUCCUUUUGCAGCCUUACAAAUCAGUCUUGAUGUGGGAGAUGCAUUCGAUUCUAGUGAGUGUCUCCAGCCAAAAGUUUCUGAGAACCCGAUUUUGAAUGUGGAGGACCACGUAGUUGGUAACAGUCACUCUGCAGAGACUAUUGAAGACCAUAAGGAAAGGCAAAGACGAAGAAAGAUAGGGUUAGCAAACAAGGGGAGAGUGCCAUGGAACAAAGGCAAGAAGCAUAGUGCAGAGAGUCGUGAACGCAUUAAGAGAAGAACGAUAGAAGCCUUGAGAGACCCCAAGGUUAGGAAGAAGAUGUCUGAACAUCCACGACCUCACAGUGAUCAUAUCAAGGAAAAAAUAAGCUCAUCACUUCGACGUGUUUGGCAAGAGCGUUUGAAAUUGAAACGGUUAAGGGAAAGGUUCAUUUGGUCCUGGGCGGAAAGUAUAGCAGAAGCAGCUAAGAAAGGAGGGACCGAUCAGCAAGAGCUAGAAUGGGAUAGCUAUGAUAAGAUAAAACAACAAAUAGCCCUCCAACAGCUUCGUUGGGUUGUAGACAACAAGGCAAAGGCAAAGCGGAAGGCAAAGGCAAGAGCAGAGAAAUUCAUUCUUUCCUGGGCAGAAAGCAUAGCGAAAGCGGCUAAGAAAGGGGGGAGUGGCCAACCAGAGUUAGAUUGGGAUAGUUACAAUAAGAUAAAACAAGAAAUGGUUCUCCAACAGCUUCAGUGGGCUGCAGAAAAGGCGAAGGUAAAGGAGACGGCAAAGUUAAGAGCAAGGCUUGCUCACAAGAGAAAAGAACAGGAAGGGAAGGCAAGAGCAAGAGGAGAGAUUAAGAGAAACACGAACAGAAAAUCAAAGGAAGACAAAGAUGACUUGGCAGUUGCCGAAGAGUCAAAACUUAAGCAGAAACUAAUAAAGAUUCACACAAAGAAAUCCAUAAAUUGUCAAGUUUCUGGUCGGGCGGACUCGGUGGUUUCACAUUUUGGAGCUUUGGAGAAAUUGGACCUAGAACACAUAAAGAGAGAAAAAACGCGAAGAGAAGUUUCACUAGCUGAUCAGAUCCAAGCAGUUAGAAAGAAAAAAGCAGAAUCCACAGCUAGAGAAGUUCUCUCAGCAUCAUCCUCUGAUACUGAUCCAAUGAAAAGUAUAGGUUUCCACUGUUUUCACAAACAGUAGACCCAAUGUAUGGAAGACAAGGUGACCACUCUUUCUAAUUUUGAUCAUUUUCUUGUUUCUGUUAUAGAGCUGUGCUUUGUUCGGUUCUUGAUGGUUAUUACUUAGAAGAAUAUUGGAAUCUCACAAUAUCCACUCCUAUUUUAAGUAGUUUUAAGAUCUUGAUUCUCAAUUUUUCUCCAAUGCAUCAAUGUCAAUUUGUUGUCUUAA